CCCCGAGCCGUGCCAUAAGACCCUGUUUAUAAAUGAUUUGGACUCCCAUGGUCAGGUUGUUUGACCUGCCUCAGUACACAGCACUUCUUGGGGAUGGACUCCAACCCGGCUGACCCUCGGCUCGCAGCCAUCAACAACCAGAGCCCACCAUGUCUAGAGUUUGCCAGCACUCCCAGCUCGAACUCGGAUGGAGGAAUUACUUUGGCUGAGCAAACGGGAAAGGAGCUCGGCCCUCUCACUCGCCUGGCUCGCACACUCAGCGAAAAAUCCAAACAUUCGCAGCAUCCCCUUCCUUUUACCACACAAAACGACGCGCUCAAUCCGCAUAGUCCUCACUUCAACGCGCGGGCCUGGGCCAAGGCAUUCUACGAGUUUCGCUACAAUUCCGAAAACAGUCCCUCCUCACGGGUGGCCGGGGUCGCGAUCAAAGACCUGAAUGUGGCCGGUUAUGGGAGUCCGGUAGACUACCAGAUGAGCGUUGGGAAUGCUCUGUUCAAGCUACCAAUCCUCCUCCGACAGUUUCUCGGUGGGACAAAACGGAAGAUUGAGAUACUGCGAGGUGUCGACGGGCUACUUCGUCCAGGCGAGCAAUUAUGUGUGCUGGGACCCCCAGGUGCAGGCUGCUCGACCUUGCUCAGAACCAUUGCGCAGGAAACACACGGCUUUGAAGUCGACGCGGCAUCAUACAUCAACUACCAGGGCAUCACGCCAAAACAGAUGUCCGCCCAGUUUCGCGGUGAAGCCGUCUAUACGGCUGAGGUCGAUGCACAUUACCCCCAACUCGUCGUGGGGGACACGCUGUACUUCGCUGCCCUUGCCCGCGUUCCGCGGGAGAUACCUGGGGGGAUGACAGCUCAGGAGUAUGCCACUCACCUCCGGGAUGUGAUAAUGGCACUGUUCGGGAUCAGUCAUACCAUCAACACUAAAGUCGGGAACGACUUUGUACGGGGAGUGAGCGGAGGGGAGCGAAAGCGUGUCACCAUCGCCGAGGCGGCAUUGAGCUAUGCUCCGUUGCAGUGUUGGGAUAACAGUACACGAGGCUUGGAUAGUGCCAAUGCUGUGGAGUUCUGUCGGACGUUGAGAACUCAAGGUGACAUCUUCGGGGUGACGUCCUGUGUCGCCAUCUACCAGGCACCCCAGGCGGCCUACGACCUUUUCGACAAAGUGACCGUUCUUUACGAAGGACGACAGAUCUACUUUGGUCCCGCGCAGGAAGCUAGGGAUUACUUCAUUCGCCUGGGAUUUCACUGCCCCGAUGCACAGACGACCCCCGACUUCUUGACCUCGAUGUCCAGCCCUGUUGAACGAAUCGUUCGCCCCGAAUGUGAGCAUACCGUGCCCCGAACCGCCGAUGAGUUUGCCCAGCGGUGGCAAGAUAGCCCCGAGCGCCAGGCUUUGCUUGACGAGAUCAACCAUUAUGUUGACCAGCACCCGUUCCACAACUCGGACCUGGAUCAAUUUGUGUCGGCACGACAAGGGGAGAAAUCCCAGGUCCAACGGCGGCAGUCUCCAUACACCUUGUCGUACUGGGGCCAGAUACGCAUCUGUCUCUGGAGAGAUCUGCAGCGAUUGAAAAACGAUCCAAGCGUGACUCUGGUAAUGCUCAUUGGAAAUUUCUUCGAAGCGUUGAUCAUCUCUAGUGUAUUCUACAACCUGCCGGAUAAUACGUCGUCCUUUUUCUCUCGUGGGGCGCUGCUUUUUAUGCUGGUCUUGUUAGCGGCCUUUGCAAGCAUGCUGGAGAUCAUCAACCUGUACGAGAAACGGUCAAUCAUCGAGAAGCACAAGCGCUACGCCCUGUAUCAUCCAAGUGCGGAGGCUAUAUCAUCCAUCAUCAUGGAUAUGCCCUACAAGAUCAUGAACCCCCUGCUCGUCAACCUUGUGUUGUAUUUCAUGGGAAACCUGCGCCGGGAACCAGGGGCAUUUUUCUUCCUUUAUCUAAUUGCAUUUUCGAUGAUGAUGGGGAUGUCAAUGUUCUUUCGCUUCUUCGCAUCAAUAACCAAGUCGCUUGAGCAAGCUCUUGCGCCCUCGUCAAUUAUUCUGCUUGCGCUAAUCCUGUACACGGGAUUCGCUCUCCCUGUCAGCUACAUGCGCGGCUGGGCCUCGUGGAUCCGGUGGCUAAAUCCGGUCUCGUACGGUUUUGAAGCUGUGAUGGUCAACGAGUUUCACAAUAGGGAGUUUCCUUGCGUCUCUUUCGUUCCCUCUGGGCCCAGUUAUGAGCAUGUGUCGAGUAUAGAGAAGGUCUGUUCGACGGUGGGAGCAGUCCCGGGUUCUAACGUCGUGCAAGGCACCGCCUUUGUGCAAGCCUCGUAUGGUUACGAGUUCAGUCAUCGCUGGCGCAACUUUGGCAUUAUCAUUGCUCUGACCAUUGUCUUGGCCAUCUGUCACCUGGUUACCACCGAACUCGUUUCUAGCCAGCGCUCCAAGGGUGAAGUGCUAGUGUUCCGGCGUAACAAAAUGCGUCAAGCCUCCGCGACGCAGCAGAGAAGGGACGAAGAACACGGGCCUGGCGCUGGAGUACCGGUAGAAAAGGUUGCAAGCCAGGGGUCAGAGAGUAUCUCAGGGGUGGAGAAACAAUCAUCCAUCUUCCACUGGGAAGAUGUGACCUACGACAUUAAGAUCAAGGGCGAAUCAAGGCGCAUUCUGGAUCAUGUUGAUGGCUGGAUUCGUCCAGGCACCUUGACAGCACUGAUGGGCGUCUCCGGAGCGGGCAAAACCACCCUACUAGAUGUCUUAGCAAGUCGCACGACCAUCGGCCUUAUAGGUGGCAACAUGCUGGUUGAUGGUCGAAUACGAGACGAGUCUUUCCAACGGAAAACCGGCUACGUGCAGCAACAGGAUCUUCACCUACACACGUCUACCGUCCGAGAGGCCCUCGAGUUCAGCGCCCUACUCCGCCAGCCGCCUCAGUACAGCCGGGCGGAAAAGCUGGCUUAUGUCGACACCGUCAUAGAUCUUUUGAACAUGCGAGAGUAUGCUGACGCCAUUGUAGGAGUCCCCGGCGAGGGCCUCAACGUGGAACAGCGAAAACGACUGACAAUAGGGGUGGAACUUGCCGCACGUCCCAAACUCCUGCUUUUCCUCGAUGAGCCAACCUCGGGUCUGGACAGCCAGACCAGCUGGUCCAUCUGCAAUCUGAUGGAGACUCUGACCAAGAACGGGCAGGCCAUUCUCUGUACAAUCCAUCAACCAUCGGCGAUGUUGUUUCAACGCUUUGAUCGACUUCUGCUUCUGGCCAAGGGCGGCAAGACGGUUUACUUCGGCGAGGUUGGCCAGGGAUCCCAGGUUUUGAUGGAAUACUUGGUCCGUAACGGGGGAUCUGCCUGUCCCCCGGGGGCCAAUCCAGCAGAGCAUAUGCUAGAAGUGAUCGGGGCUGCUCCAGGAGCCCGGACGGACAUUGAUUGGCACACGGUGUGGAGAAACAGCCCCGAAUACCAGGAUGUACAGAAAGAACUCGCGAACUUGAGGGCAUUGGCGAGCCAGCCCUCUCCUCUGUCAGAUCCACAAGACAGGUCAAGCUAUGCCGAGUUCGCCGCGCCCUUUUCUGAACAAUUGAGUCAGGUUAGCCGCCGUGUUCUCCAGCAGUACUGGCGCUCUCCUUCCUACAUCUACUCCAAAGCCAUAUUGAGUGUUGGCUGCGCUCUCUUCAUUGGCUUCUCUUUCUUCAACGCCGACAACACUCGACAGGGCCUGCAAAAUCAGAUGUUUGGUGUCUUCCUCUUCCUGUUCGUGGUCGUCCAGCUUGUCAUGCAGAUUAUUCCAUCUUUCGUCGCCCAGCGGACCCUCUACGAAUCUCGCGAACGGCAGUCCAAGACAUAUGCGUGGCAAGCAUUUGUUCUCUCCAUCAUCGCGGUGGAAUUCCUUUGGAAUACGGUCAUGGCGAUACUUUCCUUCUUGGCCUGGUAUUACCCCGUUGGGCUAUACCGCAAUGCCGAAUAUACUGGGGAAGUGCACAGUCGCGGUACCCUUACUCUGCUCCUUAUCUGGGCUGUAUUCUUGUUCACCAGUUCGCUGGCACACAUGUUGAUCGCAGGGAUGGACAGUGAUCAGCUGGCAUCAGCGCUCUCCAACAUCCUUUUUAUCAUGAUGUAUGCAUUUUGCGGGAUUCUGGCCACCCCGGAUGCUCUUCCUGGGUUUUGGAUCUUCAUGUAUCGAGUCAAUCCCUUGACCUACCUGGUCUCCUCCUUGCUAUCGACAACACUGGGAGAUGCCCCCAUGCAUUGCGCUGACAAUGAGGUCUUAUCUUUCUUUGCUCCCUCUGGAAUGAGCUGUGGCGACUACAUGCAAGCGUAUCGGUCGGUCAACGGCGGCUAUGUCUUGAACCCGAAUGCCCGGGGCAGCGAGCAGUGCAAGUUCUGCAGCUAUGACUCGACUAAUCAGUACCUUGCUAGUCUUCAGAUCCAAUUCUCAGACCGUUGGCGGGAUUUCGGGCUACUUUGGGUAUACAUCGUGGUCAAUACUGUGGGAGCUAUUGCGUUCUACUGGACUUUCCGUGUGCCCAAGGGUAAGAAGACUUAGAGGUCUUCUAUCGUCAGGUGUCUCUCUUCUCCAUUUCUCCGUGUUGCUACUCAUUUCUAUUUACGUGGGUAUAUCUCUAAUAUUUGUCACUGCCAAGUUGCGGUUCUCCCUCCACUGUGCCCUGUAUUGUCAUAUCUCAAGUUGCACGUAGAGCGUCAUGCUCUCCGUGCUCCACCGGAAUUCUGUUAUACAUAUCCCUUUUUUCGCGGAAUUGAGAUGCUAUGUAAAUAUUGCCGGUAAGAACCUGUGAGUGAAAGAUACUUGACAUCUUAGGGUUUACACAUUUCCGUGUUCUCGCCCGGUGAGUUCCACUCGAAGCCGGUCAUGUAGUUAUCUGGAGUCACAAAGUCG
Messenger RNA from Aspergillus saccharolyticus JOP 1030-1, 4866 nucleotides. Its product is annotated as putative ABC multidrug transporter. Gene Ontology annotation, cellular component: membrane. The record is from RefSeq and is a predicted model, not a curated record. Gene Ontology annotation, molecular function: ATP binding; ABC-type transporter activity; ATP hydrolysis activity. Gene Ontology annotation, biological process: transmembrane transport. The transcript has 6 exons. Bases 94 to 4515 code for a protein of 1473 amino acids. NCBI's taxonomy places the organism in Eukaryota, Fungi, Ascomycota, Eurotiomycetes, Eurotiales, Aspergillaceae.